This is a messenger RNA of Arvicanthis niloticus (Nile rat), 6495 nucleotides long. RefSeq names its product PHD finger protein 24 (gene Phf24). Gene Ontology annotation, cellular component: nucleus; cytoplasm. Gene Ontology annotation, molecular function: transcription corepressor activity. The record is from RefSeq and is a predicted model, not a curated record. Lineage: Eukaryota; Metazoa; Chordata; Mammalia; Rodentia; Muridae.
GCGGCGUAGAGUCCGCUGGCCUCGGACCCGCGUCCCGCACGCGGACUGUCCCGGUUACCGCCAGGAGACCGGCGACUAGAAACAGACUCCCAGGACACUGAAUGGAGAGACUGGAUUCCUAAAGCGACAGGCAGAGGAGAACUCCUGGACCACUUGGGUUGCCUCAAAGACCUGCAGAGGAGCCAUGGGGGUGUUGAUGUCGAAGCGGCAGACGGUGGAGCAGGUGCAGAAGGUGAGCCUGGCUGUGUCAGCCUUCAAGGAUGGGCUACGGGACAGACCUUCCAUCAGACGUGGGGGUGAGCCACCAGGGUCCCGCCGCGGCACUGUGGAGGGCUCUGUUCAGGAAGUACAGGAGGAGAAGGAAGCAGAGGCAAGUGCCCCCGUGGUCCAGGAAGAGAGCAGUAUCAACCGUGCAGCCUGGGAGCGGCUCCGAGAUGGGCGUGGAGUUGAGCCUGAGGAGUUUGACAGGACCAGUCGAUUCACACCCCCUGCCUUCAUCCGCCCCACCCGGAAGCUGGACGAUGACAAACCUCCAGAUAUUGGCUUGGAACCCCGGGAGCCUGUUGUCAGCGAUGAGAUGUGUGACAUCUGUGAAGUCUGGACCGCCGAGAGUCUCUUCCCAUGCAGAGUCUGCACCAGGGUUUUCCACGACGGUUGCCUGCGCCGCAUGGGCUACCUCCAAGGGGACAGUGCAGUGGAGGUGACCGAGAUGGCCCAUACAGAGACAGGCUGGAGCUGCUACUACUGUGACAACCUUAACCUGCUGCUUACGGAGGAGGAGAUGUACAGCCUCACAGAGACCUUUCAGCGGUGUAAAGUCAUCCCUGAUUGCUCCCUGACACUGGAGGACUUUGUGCGCUACCGCCACCAAGCAGCAAAGCGAGGAGACAGCAACAGGGCCCUGACUGAUGAGCAAGAGGAGCAGGCAACCCGCCAGUUUGCAGCCUUGGACCCUGAGCAUCGGGGUCACAUAGAGUGGUCUGACUUCUUGUCCCACGAGUCCCUCCUGCUGCUGCAGCAGCUGCGUCCCCAGAACUCUCUGUUGAGGCUUCUUACCGUCAAGGAGAGAGAACGAGCCCGAGCCACCUUCCUGGCACGGGGCAGAGGAAGCACCAUCAGCGAGGCAGAGUGCCACCAUGCCCGGCACUCUUGGUUCUGCAAACGCCUUGUAGAGGCUUCUUCUUGCAGUGUCAGUAUCAGCCAUGUGGGUCCUAUAGCAGACAGCAGCAGCCCAGCUGCCAGCAGUAGCAAGAGUCCGGAGAAGGCCCCACCGCCCACAGAGCAGGAGUCCAGAUAUGUGGAUUGGCCCACCUUCCUAAGAGAGAAUGUCAUCUACAUCUUGGCUGCUCGUCCUAACAGUGGAGCGAUCCACCUGAAGCCCCCAGGAUAGGUGGGAGAGAGAAGCUCAGUUCUGGAACGGUGGCAACCUCUCUUUCCUUUCUUUUUUCUUUACCAACCUCUGGCACUGAGACUCAUGGGAAUGGGACACUGCCAACAUCUUAAUUUGUCAUUAAGCUUUAUGGCACUAAAGCCACCGUUCCCCUCACAACAGAGGCAGUAUGUGUAUUGCCACACUGAGAAGCCCUGAGAGCUGUGGCAUUAGCUGCUAUGGACCACCUCCUGCCCUCACAUCAUAAAACUACCUGCCACCUCAUGCAUACAUAUGUGCACAUGCACAUACAGCCACACAUAUGCCUAGAUAUCCAUGCCUUCAAACUCCUGGUUCUUUCUUCAGUGAAAAAGGACCAAAAUCCCUUUGUUGAGCCCCCAUGCUUUAGAUAAGAGGGUCUCUUCUUGUUCUUUUUAUUGGCGAGUUCUGAUUCCCAGGAGAAAGAAGGGGACAGAUUAAAUUCACUUCCCCUCCAGGAGAUGCUGAAAGGUCCCCUGCCCACAUGGAAACCCCCUUCAGUGAUGACCACUGUUAUUCGUAAGUGUUUGUAUGUCCCUCAGGUGUGCCAUGGUGGGAGAACAGUUCAAAACCAUCCUGAAGUUUGUGUUUAAAUUCCGAUUCCUCAUGAUAGAGAAGGAAACUAGCUUGUGGAUUUCUCCCUGGAGAAAUUGGAGACAGUCUCUCCAGAGACCCAGAAUUCUAGGAACUUUUCAACCCAACUUCACAAGUCCUUAGCAUAACAGGAAAACCAAGAUGAGACUCCUGGUCCCUAUUCUUCAAAUGGUCCAAAGCUCUAGGGACCCAAGAGGAACAGAUACACUGGCAGGAAUCUCUCUACGUGAGAUGCUGUAGCCUAAGUGGAGACCUCAGAGGCUGAUGGGGAUGCAGAGAAGAAAAGAAAAUUCAGGCUUUUCCUGCUUCCCAGUCCAACUCAAGCACAGACACAGACAUGCAGGCUGGUAUGGAGGGAAGCCAGCCUCUUACAGAGGAGCUCUGCAGAAUACCUAGGCAGCUGUGCUUUUUAAGAAGCGACAACAAAAGCCUAAGAAGAUCUGUAUCUUAACUGUCAAGAAGUUCUAGUCAUCGUCAGAAGGGGGACAGUGUGUUCUUCUCCCUUGCCCCAGUUGCUGCUUCUCCCUGCUGCUCACUCCAGGUCUUCCCCUCUGUGCUAGGAGAUGGAGCUAGCCUGAGAGGACCUUGUGGACAAGUGGAGAACACUAUGAGUGUAGCAAGCUUGGCCUGGUUCUGAAGCUCUCAUGUCUGUACAUGGUGUGGGUCAGCCCUUAGACCUGGAGAUCCAGGUUCUGAUUUCUAUUUUCAACCAGAUGACUUAGGUAUGGGCAGUUCUGACAACUAGUUCUUUAGGAGAGAAUUGAGUCAAGUCCUGCAGAAGCUCACAUUGUCUUCACUGCUGGAAGCACUCGUACUAAAGUGGAUAGUUUUAGGAAAGGGAGCAUGCUGCUCGGUGUUGAAAGGCUCAGAUGCCAUGGGCAUCUCCAGCCAACCCUUGCUGAGAGCCCUGCAUGCUCUCUUCCUGUAGGACCUGUCUGACCUAGAAGCAGGGUGGUAGGCUGCUGGAGACGGAUUAUUUAGGACCAAAAUGAAGCAGACAGGAGAUACAUGUGGAUUCAUUUUGAAACCCACAGCUUUUUAAAAAGUAUUACUUAAAGCUGGGCAUAGUGGUACAUACCAUCCCCUUAAUCCCAGCACUUGAGGAACAGAAGCAGGUGGAUCUCUAUGAGUUGAAGGCCAGACUAGUCUAAAUACAAGUUCUAGGCCAGCCAGGAUUAUACAAGUGAGACUUGGUCUCAAAACAACAAUGAAAACAACUCGGCCAUGUUCCCAGGAAUGAUCAGUAAGAUGGCCCGUUGUUGAAUUGAGUCGAAAACAAAGCACAAGCCUGCUGGGCUCAAGGACUGCAUCUGUCUGUAGCAGCCAGCCCCGGGGUUUUCCAUUGAGAAGAUUAAAGCAUGUUAAAUCCAGGGGUUCUUGCUCACUCUUCCGAUGAGUCAUCCCUCGCUCUCUGUGGCUGUGGGCUGCUGAACUGCACAAGACACUUUGAACAAAGAUAAUUUAUCUCUGGGCUUUGGGAAUUGGACAGUGUUUUUCUGCCACUCCCCAGCUGUGGACACUGCGAGUCUCUCUUUUGUUUUAUGGUCCUUUGCAGACCAAGACGAUGCUUACCAAUUUGGAGCAGCUGUUUAUUGCUCACGUACAGUUGAAUGGCAGAAGACCACAGGCUGAAUCAGACUGACUGGGUCCAGAGGCUUGCAGAGCCAGCCCCUCAACUUCUCCUCCAGGACGGCACAGGACAGCUGACCUCUUCUCCACAAGCAUCUAGUGCUGUUCCAAAGGGAGGGCCCGUUGCUCCCUAGUCGGUUGUUACAGAAGCCCGCCCCAACCCAGUGUCCGUAAUCUCUUUAAUGUGGCCUCCCCGAAUCCCCCUGCAGUGUUUAUAGAGGUACACUUUCAUUAACCUAGUAAGACUCAUUCCCUUUCCAAGCCUUUCUAUCACUGUGACUGUCUGAAAUUCUGCCAAGUGCAAAGAUUAAUGUCUGGCUCUGAUGAGGGUAUGAGAAAUAUUUCAGUCUUUCCCAUCUUGGCCGCCGAGAGUUAAGAUCAAUGCUUUUCCCAACACCGUCCAUCCUGAACUCCAACCGAGGACGGCUUGGGUUACAUAUAUGCUUCUCUGAAGACCAGCUUCCCCAAGCCUGGUUUUCAUCAAGAAGCUCUCCUCCCUAUAUUCUAUUUAAAUACGGGAACAUCAGGAUGGCACAGCAGAGCUAUGGGGACAGACUUGCUGAUGGUGGCUUAGCGCUGCAUCAUCUCUCCAGGUCUGUCCCUUGGCCUCCUUCCCCGAGGCCACCCUUCCCCAGCAAAACAUUUGAGCAGUGGCCCGAUGGUAUCCCAGGGAUGAAGCAGCUUCCUCAUUCCUAGGUACUGAUUCAACUCAAGUGCUCUUCCUUUGAGGAAAGCUGCAGCAGAAGCCAUGAAUAUAUUGCCUCUUUCUACCCCUAGCCCAAGCAAUGGGUUGACAGGGUAAACACUUGCCUUUCUGGCCCUAGUGCUUCCUGCAGGAGGUCACCUGGACCUUGUUUAAGCGGCCAAGUCUUGGAGUUCCCCCAUUCCUAUCAUCAAAACAGAAAGCACAGAAUUCAGCUGCCUAGGAAGAGGGCACUCCACUGGGAAGUGAGUGCCAGGGUUGUCCCAUGCCUUAGCCCAAAGCACAAUAGUCAUUGCAGGCAUCACGGCUUCCCAGAGUGUAUCAAGCAGUCAGGUGAGGAGAACGGCUCAGCAGAAGCUGUCUGGUAGGGGCUCAUCCAGCCACAACUACCCAAGAGCCAAAAGUAAGCAACCUUGAGGCAUGAAACUUGAACUGGCAGCAGGCUCUGCUAUUCCAUGUCUCCUUCCAACCAGCAGAGUGAAGGCACAUACACAGUUGUGCACUGCAUAUGUAUCCAGGGAGGCACACGUAUCUAGAGUCAUUCAUGGCCCAGAGCAUGAAAAAUAGGAGCAGGUCUUGUCUGGACCGAUGAUUAAGAGACCCAUUUCCAUUCUGGAAAUCUAUUCUGAGAACGGUAUCACAGGGCAGCAUCUUCAUAGUGCAAGCAUCAGAGAGUGCUCUUACACAAACCAAACAGCUACCACAUUAGUGGGCAAUAUAACUUAUGGGACCACCAUUGUACAUGCCAUCUGUCGUUGGUUGAAAUGUCACUAUAUGGCACAUGACUAUUCUGUACUUGGCAUUAAAAGACCAAACAAACAACCUUGAUGCCAAAAUUUCAGAACAUCCUGGCAGCACCUGUAACCAUGGCCCCUUUCUAACCUGCCAUUUACAGUGGAGCCAAAUCACUAUGCUCUCCUUGCCAUCUGGGUUUCAUUUGCUCACUGUAUCUCUCUUGUCCUGGAUGCAGCCCAGACAAAGGAGCUCCUGAGUGGGCAUGAUCAGUAUAUGGCCGGGUCCUACAGCUCAGCCCUGGAAUAUGGUGGAGCCAAGCAUUCCCCCUGCUGUUGCUUGCCUAUUGCCACUAUGUUUGGCAACCUUGUAAAGAAAAGGAUAGGCUACAGAAUCCCCACUAGACCAACACUAAAGUUGCUUCCCUCUGGGAUGCAUGCCCGGGGGCCCAGAGCCUGGAGGCACGGGUUAGGUCUUAUCUAGACAAAUAAUUUAGAAGCCAUUCUAUUCCAUUCUAGUUUGGAAUAGAAAGAGUUGUCCUUUCUAUAUCCAUAAUCAUCAAAGGCCUUCAAGUUUAGCCUUCAAGCAUUAAGGGAUAUCCAUGGUUUAUUUCCAGCCAAGCACACUGGGAGGAAGGCUCUGGGAUCCCUUCAGUAACCGAGGAUCCUCGUGCCUACCUUUUCUGCUGAAGGUAACUUGACAGUAAUCAGAGGGGACCAACCCCAAGCCCUGUCUUCCUGUCUACAGCUGCAUGAUCCUCCCUGUGACUCAGCCUUCACAGUACUCCAAGCAGGAGUCCCCAGAGGCUGGGCACUGCAGAAACCAUAAUAAACAGAUUGCAAUGUUGUUUCUGCUGCUUGCUUCCUAUUGUUUUGGGGAUCCUCCCAUUUCUCUAACAUGUCCCAUCAAUGACCAGUUCCUGGCCUGAGUAUAAAAUAGGACACUGUAGCCUUCAGUCCAUCUUCAAUGGCCAUGAUCUUAGCAAUGUGUGUGUGUGUGCAUGUGGUGCCUGUCCAAGCACUCCAAGGGACCUGUUACAUUGUAGUCUAGCACCUCCCCUCCCGGCUCCUCAAAACAGACAGGGAACCGGGCUUGUAGCCACAUUGCUGAAGCUUUCACCAUCGACACAACGUUUACCCCUCAGCUCCCAUACCUCUUCUCACAGGGGGAGCGUUCACCAGGCUCAGGAAGUCUGAUGACAUCACAUGAGUUCCUUCUUAUGUCCAGACUCAGGGAAGCUGAGAAUCGGGGUAGCAAAAGGCAUAAAAAUUAGAUCCUGGGCUGGUAAGAUGGCUUCAGAGAGCAAAGGCACUCUGUGAAGCCGAUGAUCUGAGUUCAAUCCCCAUGGGAGAUGAGAAGAACCAACUCCCAUAAGUUGCCCUCUGAUCUCCAUGUGUAUCAUAGCAUGCAUACAUACAAAAAUAAAUAA